Molecule: messenger RNA, 1566 nt
Organism: Rosa rugosa (rugosa rose)
Lineage: Eukaryota; Viridiplantae; Streptophyta; Magnoliopsida; Rosales; Rosaceae
Product: zinc-finger homeodomain protein 9-like
Exons: 1
Coding region: 309-1358 (349 amino acids)
Biological process (GO): regulation of DNA-templated transcription; regulation of developmental process
Cellular component (GO): nucleus
Molecular function (GO): transcription cis-regulatory region binding; DNA-binding transcription factor activity
Source: RefSeq, a predicted model, not a curated record
GAUUUUUAUUAUCGACAGUCAUCACUGCUCAUCAUCAUCGCCCUCAUCUCUUCUCUUCUCUUCUAAACCCAACCAUUUCUCUCCUCCUCAACAUUUUUCUUUCUUUCUUUUGGCCUUUCAAAACCAACCCAGAGCUAUAGAUUUCGCUUCCAUGAAGGCUCGCGUUUACACUAAUCUCUACGAGUACCCUUCCUAACCCUAACCCCUUAAACCAGCCAGCAGACUACUUUUACCAGUCUUUAUAAUUUGGUCCUUCUUUAAUCCUCCGUUUUUGUCUUGGUUUCUGAGACUGUUAGAUGUUUUGAGUGAUGGAUAUAGCGCCUUCCAUCACCACCACGACCACCACCACCAGCACCAAAUCCCCCGAAGCCGACAGCGACACUCCGACCCGGAUCCAGCCCGCCAAGCCCAUCUCCUUCAGCAACGGGGUCCUCAAGCGCCACCACCCCGCCCACCACAACAGCAGCAUCCCUGUCACUCCCGUCGUAGUCACCUACAAAGAAUGCCUCAAGAACCACGCCGCCAGCUUGGGCGGCCACGCCCUCGACGGUUGCGGCGAGUUCAUGCCUUCCCCCACCGCCACCCCAACGGACCCCACCUCGCUAAAAUGCGCCGCCUGCGGAUGCCACCGCAAUUUCCACCGCCGUGAGCCGGAGGACAAUAUUCCGGCAGUCGCUCCCGCAACUCAUGUCAUCGAGUACCAGCCCCACCACCGCCACCACCCGCCGCCGCCACUCAUCGGGAACAGGAGCCCCAAUUCAGCUUCCCCGCCGCCGAUCUCCUCCUCCUACUACCCUUCAGCUCCCCACAUGCUGCUCGCUCUCUCCACCGGGAUUUCUGACAACCCGAACAACCACCACGGCGGCCAAAUUGUGUCCCCCGGCGGGUCUAAUGCGAGGAAGCGGUUCCGGACCAAGUUCAGCCAGGAGCAGAAGGACAAGAUGUUCCAGUUUGCGGAGAGAGUUGGGUGGAAGAUGCAGAAGCGCGACGAGGACAUCGUCCAUGAGUUCUGCAACGAAAUCGGAGUCGAUAAAGGAGUUCUCAAGGUGUGGAUGCACAACAACAAGAACAGCUUCGCCAAGCGCGACGGCAGCGGUGGCGCUGGUAAUGGCAUUAACACAACCGCCGCAGCGAGACUUCCCAACAGUACUUUGGACCAAAUCCACAACAACAUGAACGGUAACAACAAUAACACCAGCAACGAAGAGGACGAGGACGACGAUCAUCCCAACAACAACAACAACACCAACGGUGGUGAGAGUCUGAGCAACAUUCCGAACCCGAUUCACCAUCACUACCAGCUUGGCGGCGAUCACCCGCACGGUGUCACUAACGGUGGGUCGUCAUCUUCUUCUUGAUCCUUUCGAAGGAAUAAUUAAUAAGGAGAGUACUUAAUUAGAGAAUCAUAGAGUAAGAGAAGCCAGUACGUAUUAAUUAAGAGAGACCAGUUUCGUUUCUUUAAUUUCUCUUCUUUCUCUUUUCUCAUUCUGUUUAGUUUAAUCACUUUGUUGAUGCUGAGGAUAAUAUAACCUGGGGAGCAGCUAGAGUUUGGUUCAUGAUCCAAAA